Messenger RNA from Camellia sinensis, 1268 nucleotides. Its product is annotated as NDR1/HIN1-like protein 3. Gene Ontology annotation, biological process: defense response to other organism. The record is from RefSeq and is a predicted model, not a curated record. Lineage: Eukaryota; Viridiplantae; Streptophyta; Magnoliopsida; Ericales; Theaceae. Gene Ontology annotation, cellular component: plasmodesma; plasma membrane.
CUACCUCCUACACCAUCCCCAAAUCAAUAUUAACAUAUAUCACUUCCAUUCUACCUCCUACACAAUCCCCAAAACCCAUCUCUCUCAUUUUCUCUCAUUUUUUUUUCUCCAAAACCAUGGCUGAUAACACCAAACAACCACAACUAAACGGAGCCUACUACGGCCCCUCAAUCCCACCCCCCUCCAAAACCUCCCACCGCCCCGGCCGCAGCCACGGCGGCUGCGGCUGCUGCGGCUCCCCCAAACCCCCCCCCCGCCCCGGCCGCAGCCACGGCGGCUGCGGCUGCUGCGGCUGCCUCUUCGCCCUCAUCUUCAAAAUCCUCAUCACUCUCAUUUUCAUCGCCGGCAUCGUCGUCCUCGUCUUCUGGCUCGUCUUCCGACCCAACAAAGUCAAAUUCCACGUCACCGACGCAACCCUAACACAAUUCGACCUAAAUACCACCACCAACACCCUCUACUACGACCUCUCUCUCAAUCUCACCAUCCGCAACCCUAACAAACACAUCGGCAUCUACUACGACCGCCUCGACGCCCGUGUUUAUUACGAGGACCAGCGCUUCGCCGCCGAAUCUCUGACUCCGUUUUAUCAGGGACAUAAGAAUACUACUGAACUUGGGUUUGUGUUUAAGAGCCACAACAUAGUGAGUUUGAAUUCAGAGAUUGCAAAGUAUGAUUCAGAGAAGAGUUCGGGAUCUUAUAGUAUUGAUAUGAAGCUUUAUCUUACGGUUAGGUUUAAGUUGAGGAGUGUUAAGACUCCUAAGUUCAAGCCGAAGAUUGAGUGUGACUUGAAGGUUCCAUUGGCGUCUAAUGGGAGUGUCUCUGGCAGCUUUGAGACUGUUAGGUGUGGAAUCGAUUGGUAGUGCGGGUUUGGAAGAUCGAUUUCUCAUCGAUGGGCACGAUUGUUCUUAUUCUGAUCUGCAGAGCUUAUUCUUCUAUUAUUUUUUUAUUUUUAUUUUAUGCCAUUGAGUAUCUGUUGAUUCUAUAGGUGAUAUGUAUCUUUUCCUUGUUCUAGGUCAUAGAAACGGAUACAAUUUUCUCAGGUUGAGUGAGAUCUACACAUUUAGUAGAACUCAAUCUAUAUGAGAGGAUUGUAUUUAGUUUUAUGAAUUUAGAAUCUUUUUUUUUAUAUUUUAUACCUUUGUUUUGUUUAUUGAUAUGGGAUUUAGGUGGUUAUGCUAUAGUUUCACAGGGGUGAGGUGAUGAUUAGAUCAUUGUAUUUUUUUUUGAUAUAUAUACUGACGUAAAUAAAUAAUGGCAUUUACUUUAUA